UCUGGAUUCGGCAAAGUUUGUAAGCGAGCUCUCCCUCAUGUGACAGCGCGUCGCUUUGGCGCUGUUGCUUGUCGUGCGCUGCGUCAAAUGGCGCGCGCCACAAACGCCACUCCAGUCUCCAUUGCCGUCAUCACCAUCGGAUUCAUCGGAUUCGGGCGGGUUUUCCCGUGUUCACUAAUCACCAUCAAUUUGAGAGGCUACGCUUGAAAUUGAGAGGAAUCUAUUGGAUGUAACUGUCGUCGCUGCCUGACGGGAAUGUCUGUUGUCCCACCCAGGACUUUUACACUUAGGUUAUAGCCAGCGGUUUGCCUGCUGGAGAUGAUAAAGUUCUCCAUUCCUUCAGGGCAACAGUUGACCUCCCUCAUUCACGACAAGCUAGACGACUGGUACCCAAACUCAAUCAGCUCCAUCAUGACUACCAAGGUUGUUACCCGAGAGGAAUGGGUCGCCGCCCGCAAGACGCUGCUCGAGAAAGAAAAGCAGAUUACCCGAGCCCAGGACGCUCUCGCCGCCCAGGUGCGGGAACUUCCAAUGGUUCUAGUCGAUAAACAGUACAAGUUCCACGGUCCAGGUGGAACAACGUUGUCACUCGAAGAUCUCUUCGGCGGUAAAGACCAGCUCAUCGUCUACCACUUCAUGUUCGACCCGGAUGCCGAGCGGGGAUGCAGAGGAUGUGCCUUUGUCGGCGAGCACAUCCCCGACCUUUGUCAUCUACGCUCUCGCAACACCAACAUGGUCGUCAUCUCCCGGGCGCCCUUUGCCAAGCUGGACGCGUGGAAGAAGAAGCUUGGCUGGACGUUUCCCUGGUACUCGAGCGAGGGGUCUGACUUCAACUACGACUUUCAUGCGACAAUGGACCGUUCAGUCCGUCCUGUGGAAUACAACUUUGCAACGGCAGCGGAGUUGGACGCCAAAGGCCUGAACUACAACACCACGGGCGAGCAGCCGGGUUUGAGCGUCUUUCUGCGCCGAGAUGGCAAGGUGUAUCACACCUAUUCUGCGUAUUCGCGAGGCCUGGAUCGACUGCUGGGGACCCUCCAGCUGCUGGACAUGACGCCUCUCGGUCGUCAGGUUGGUCCGGGCGGGCCGGGGGAAUUCAAGGUGAGGUACGAAUAUGAGGAAUAUGCUUGAGGAAGGGAAGUUUUGAGGUUAGGAGUGCAAAUUGACGCCUUGGUCUUAUGUUUGUCAUUGACUCCGUGAACCUCAGAAAGGUACAAUGAGGUAGGUACCGGCCUGGAUUGCGAAGCAUCAGAUUAACCGAGUAUCUAUACGGCCGGGGAUUAACAGUCCUCCUCUGCUAUUUCUGAAAGUCCGAACGCCAACAUGGAAGCAAGAUGGACGUCCAUACCUGUUGACCUGAACUCCAUCAUCGCUCGCAGAAUAACCCCUUAAUUCAGUUAUCG
Messenger RNA from Parathielavia appendiculata, 1403 nucleotides. Its product is annotated as DUF899-domain-containing protein. The coding region runs from base 412 to 1131 and encodes 239 amino acids. The transcript has 3 exons. The record is from RefSeq and is a predicted model, not a curated record. NCBI's taxonomy places the organism in Eukaryota, Fungi, Ascomycota, Sordariomycetes, Sordariales, Chaetomiaceae.